AUGUCUCGAUUCUUCUACCGCGGUGGUAGCGACAGCGAGUCCAGCUCUUCCGACGAGGAGGAGGAUGUCUACGAGCGCUCCGAGGAGGAGGAGGAGAGCGACGAGGAGUCCUCCGACCAGUCCGACUCCGGUUCUGACGAGUCCGAAUCUGACGACGAGGCCAUCGCCAAGGGUGGUGCCGCCGCUUUCUUGAAGGAUGAUUCCGAUAGCGAGGAGGAGGAGGAAGAAGAAAAAGUUACGGUCGUGAAGAGUGCCAAGGACAAGCGGUUGGAGGGUCUGGAGAACACUAUCAAGUUGAUCGAAAAUGCCCAGAAGAUCAACGACUGGUCUGUCAUCUCGACUGAGUUCGACAACCUGAACCGCCAGAUCGUCAAGAUCACCCAGUCUGGCCCCGUCCCCAAGGUCUACGUCCAGGCCGUCGCCGAUCUCGAGGACUUUGUCAACGAGGCCGUCUCCAAGCAGAAGUCCGCCAACAAGAAGAUGAACGCCAGCCAGCAGAAGGGAUUCAAUGCCGUCAAGCAGCGUAUCAAGAAGAACAACAAGGACUAUGCCGCCCAGAUCGAGAAGUACCGCGCCAACAAGGACGAGUACAUGGAGAGCGACGAGGAGGUUGAGAAGCCUCUGCCCGCCGCCCCCAAGCCCACCAAGGUCGAGAGGAUCGAGAACUUUGCUGCCGCUGCUGCUGCCGCUGCCGCCGAGGACGAUGAAUUCACCACUGUCGGCCGUGGUGGCAAGACCCUGCAGUACACCCCCGAGAGCAUCCUCAAGCACCUCCGUGUAAUUGUCGAGUCCCGCGGAAAGAAGAACACCGACCGUCUCGACCAGAUCAAGACCAUGGAGAAGCUCCUGGCCGUUGCUACUACUCCUUACCAGCGUAUCCGUGUCUACCUGACCCUCAUCUCUACCCGCUUCGACCUUACCUCCUCUUCCGCCAACUACAUGAGCCCCGAGCAAUGGAAGUCCGCCGACAAGGAGUUCGGUUCUCUGCUGUCCGUCCUGGAGGAGAACCGCAACCUGGUUGUCAGCGAGGGUGCUGAUGAGUGGGAGGAUGACGAGAAGCAGCCCCAGAUUACCGAGGGCGAGACUUUCUACAUUCCCGGCAGCAUUGUCUCAUAUAUCGAGCGUCUGGAUGACGAGCUCACCCGCUCCCUUCAGCAAAUCGACCCCCACACUGCCGAGUAUAUUGAGCGCCUGAGCGACGAGCAGCAGCUGUACAACAACCUUGUCCGUGCUCAGCUCUACGUUGAGAGCCAGAACGCUGGUGAGAAGAACGACUCUCGACAAGACAGCGUUAACCGUGUGAUUAUCCGCCGUCUGGAGCACGUCUACUUCAAGCCCUCCCAGGUUGUUUCCAUCCUCGAGGAUGCCACCUGGAAGGCUCUCCCCGAGCAGCUCGACUCCGCCAUCACCACCCGCAAGAACGUUGGCGACGUCAACACCCUCAUCCAGACCCUCUCCCACUACCUGUUCGCUAACAGCGAUGGCAUCAUCCGUGCUCGCUCCAUGCUGUGCCAGAUCUACUUCCUCGCUCUGCACGACCAGUACUACCGCUCUCGCGAUCUGAUGCUCAUGUCCCACUUGUCCGAGAACAUCUCCAACUUCGACGUCAGCACCCAGAUCCUCUUCAACCGCACCCUUGUCCAGAUCGGUCUGUGCGCUUUCCGCGCCGGUCUCAUCUACGAGGCCCAGAACACCCUCGGUGACAUCUGCGGUUCCGGCCGGCAAAAGGAGCUGCUGGCUCAGGGUAUCAUCCUCCAGCGGUACUCGACCGUCUCCCCCGAGCAGGAGCGCCUCGAGCGCCAGCGCCAGCUGCCCUUCCACAUGCACAUCAACCUCGAGUUGCUCGAGUGCAUCUACCUCACCUCCAGCAUGUUCCUUGAGGUUCCCCUCAUGGCUCAGACUUCCUCCGCACCCGAGAUGCGCCGCCGUAUGAUCUCCAAGACCUUCCGCCGCAUGCUCGACUACAAUGAGCGCCAGGUGUUCACCGGUCCUCCCGAGAACACCCGUGACGGUGUCAUCAUGUCGGCCAAGUUCCUCGCCGCCGGUGACUGGAAGAAGGCUGCCUCCAUGCUGUCCUCUAUCAAGAUUUGGGACCUCAUGCCGCAGCCCGAGAAGGUCAAGGAGAUGCUCGCUGCCCAAACGCAAGAAGAGGGUCUGCGCACAUACCUGUUCACCUACGCUCCCUUCUACGACAGCCUCUCCAUCUCCUCUUUGGCUGAUAUGUUCGAGCUCCCCGCCAAGAAGAUCGCUGCUAUCAUCAGCCGCAUGAUCUCCCACGAGGAGCUCGCCGCUGCCCUUGACCAGGUCAACGACGCCAUCGUCUUCCGCAAGGGUGUCGAGCUCUCCCGCCUGCAGUCCCAGAUCGUCACUCUCGCCGACAAGUCCAUGGGUCUGCUCGAGUCCAACGAGAAGACCCUCGAGCAGCGCACCCAGGGUAUGGCUAAUGCCUUCCAGCGCGAGCAGGGCCCCGGUGCCCGUGGUGGUCGCGGUGGUCGCGGCGGCGGUGGUCAGGGCCGUGGUGGUGCCCGGAUUCCCGGUCAGCAGGGUCGGAGACCCGGUGGCCAGCAGUUCGGCGGCGGUGCAUUGGGCGGUGCAAUCAAGGCUUAA
Molecule: messenger RNA, 2607 nt
Organism: Penicillium cataractarum
Lineage: Eukaryota; Fungi; Ascomycota; Eurotiomycetes; Eurotiales; Aspergillaceae
Gene: nip1
Product: translation initiation factor eIF3 core subunit c
Exons: 2
Coding region: 1-2607 (868 amino acids)
Biological process (GO): translational initiation
Cellular component (GO): eukaryotic translation initiation factor 3 complex
Molecular function (GO): RNA binding; translation initiation factor binding; translation initiation factor activity
Source: RefSeq, a predicted model, not a curated record